AUGUACAGCUGCAGAGGGCGCCAGAGCCCAAACAUCGCGACACUUCGCCAGCAGAAGGAGGAGCAACGUGUGAGCAGCUGCAGGAGGAAAAACAUGGCGAUGCCCGUAAGAAUCUGCCCUUUCUUUCGCUGGACAGGACGGAUAGUGUCCUCACUUUCUGCAGGACACAUUCUGGAAGUCAGUCUGCCAGCGAGGAGGCGCUUUAUAUCCACCUCAACGGCAAUCAACCUUCAGUUCAGGCUUGAUGAACGCACAGCUCACAGCAGCCUGGACCUCUUCAAGAAAGACACCGGCAUCAUCUACCGCAUGCUUGGCCUGGACCCCUCCCACGUUAAAGAGGACCCCGAGCGAUUCCGAGAGUGGGCUGUCGUGUUUGGCGACAAAAAGAUAAGCAGCGGACGACACUAUUGGGAGGUCACGGUUAAAAAGUCCCAGGAGUUUCGUUUGGGGGUCGCAGAUGCACUGAUGUCCAGAGACGAGUGUGUGGGUAAUAACAGCUCCUCCUGGGUGUUCGGCUAUGCUCAGAGGAAGUGGUUCGCCAUGACCAACAGUAAGGUGGUUCCUGUGACGCUGGUGGGAAAACCGGAUCGAGUGGGGAUCCUGCUCGACUAUGAAGCAGGGUUCCUGGGGCUGGUGGACAUUGAGAAACCCAGAAUCAUUCACACUAUCAAAGCUGAGUUCAUGGCUCCUGUGUGCCCCGCAUUUGGACUUUGGGACGGGGAACUCCUUACGCAUUCUGGUGUGGUAGAGCCAGAAGGCCUGGAAUGAAGAUGUGUUAACAGAUGACUGCCAUGGCUUAUCAGGACAACUUUAUUAUUGUCCUAAAUAAAUGUGCCUGACAUGCAGCAAUAGGACUUAACUACAGAUGAUAAUUAAUACUGUGGUCCACUAUAUCAUCACAUCAAAUGAUGCAAACUCAUCCUGUGGUCUUUCUUCAAGACUUGAGCUCUUUUGUACUUGUAAUGGAAUUCGUCUCAGACACUAGAUGAGGAAACAAGAACGUGUGGUUUUCAUAAUCAUUGGCUGCCUAUAUUUUCUUAUGCCUGUUGCCUGUGGUGGUUUUCUCCACACAUAUACGACAUCAAACAGAACAGAACCUCAUUCUGUUCAGAUUCAAACCAUAUACUUUUUAAUAAAAUAACUUCAUUGAAGUCUUCCA
Molecule: messenger RNA, 1159 nt
Organism: Cyprinodon tularosa
Lineage: Eukaryota; Metazoa; Chordata; Actinopteri; Cyprinodontiformes; Cyprinodontidae
Gene: spryd4
Product: SPRY domain containing 4
Exons: 3
Coding region: 1-768 (255 amino acids)
Molecular function (GO): protein binding
Source: RefSeq, a predicted model, not a curated record